AAAAGCUUCUGUGUCUAGCAAGGUGUAGGUUUAAUCUUUAAAAAAUACGACACUUAUAUCUUAAAUAAUUUGCAUUGCUUUUUCUUGCGUGUGUGUAUACAGCCCGAAUAUGUUUUAAAACACAGAGAAUCGUAUUUCACUGAUGCAUUAAGUGAAGUUGUAGCAGUAGGCGUCUGAGUGAUUACAUGUUCAGAGACGUAUGAGAUCAGGGAUCUUUAAAUCUAAAUGCCAUAUCGAUGCUAACCAACGUGACAACCGGAUGAUGAUUUUAACCACAGAUACCGUCGAACGAGUUUGAGCCAAGCAAAGUCGCGUGACGUCAGAUUCUAAACUAGACUUAGAUUGAAAUCGGUAAUAUUUACAGACUUUUCCCUCUACAUUUGGUACCAUUUCCUACCUCAGCGAUGACCAUCAUUGCUCUUCUUAUCAUGUGUUGUUGGCCAAUGAUGAUCAAAGCUUCAUGUAUUGCGUGCGGUGACUGGCUUGAUAGUAAGUAGCCUACAUUUUGACAACACUUAAACAAAACGAUAAGCUUAUUCAUUUCUCUUUCGUUUGAAAAGUAUGGAUGCUAGUAACGAGUGCACAAUUAUUGUUACCAAAAUUGACAUUUAAACAAAAAAUUGAUUCGAAUGUAAACUUUGUUACAUAUUUUUUAAAGGUACUUAUACGUAAUCUAAAUUUAAUUAUCGUAAUCCCCCCCCCCCUCUUGAAUAGACAUGUCUGGUAAUUCUUGAAACGCGCCCGCCUUAAAUACUUUUAAAUGACGUUUUCAUUGCAACCCUAUCGAAAGACUUUUAAUUUACUUAAUCUAGGAGUGUCAAAUCAUUUAAAUUGAAAAAAUUAUUUUUCUUAACUUCAUUUUAAAUAGUAAUCUGAACAACAAUUCAAAUUAUUAAACGAAUACCACAUCAGAUAUUUUGGUGGGUUUUUGUUGUUGGUUGUUUUUUGUUGUGUUUUUUUUUUUUUUUUUUUUUUUUUUAACUUUUUUUCGCGACACACUUAAAUUUGCUUUUUUUUUUGCGAACACGAUUUCAGUUUUGUAAAAUAUAAAAAAAAAAAUUUAAAAAAAUUGUUUUUCUGCGCUUGCAGUGCUCGAAGUUGCCAUCCCCUGUGAUAACGUGAUCAGUCUUCGCCAAAUCCGUGGGUAGGACGGACUCGAGAUAUUUGGGGACGGAAGGCGAGGUAAACGUGUCACCGACUUGCUUGUUUUUUGUUGUGUUUUUUUUUUUUUUUUUUUUUUGUUAGACUACAUUUCGCGACACACUGAAGAUAGCUAUUUGUUUCGCGAACACGAUUGCAGUUUUGUAAAAUAUAAAAACAGAAAUUUAAAAAAAUUGUUCUGAUGUAUCAAUAUAAUCCAAACUGUAAAAAUGGCUGGUAUAUAGAUGAGAUAAGAUUAUUUUAUGGAUACAAACAAAUGGAAAAGUGUUUUGAUUGCAUUGUACAUUUUCAGCACGUAAAUAAAAACAAUUUGAAAACAAUAGCAUUACGCAAUACCAACAUUAACCAGAAAUAAAUGUACUCCUGCGACAAAAGCAGCUGAAAAAGCUAUUUUACAGUCAUUUGAUGUCCAGAAACCCCCGGGGCUCCAGUCCGAAAGUCGGGUAGGGAAUUCCUAUUAUGUCAUGUCAAUCAAAAGGCGCUGCCAUUUACCCCCUGGUGUGACCUGGGGCAUAAUAACCUAACGUAGGGGACAUGCACGUGAGAGGCAUAGGUCUUUCACGGUAUAUGUGUUAGAGAGAGCACAGCUGCAUGGUAACUACCCAGCGGCCCAGCUGCAUGGUAACUUCCCAUUGGCUUAGCUGCAUGGUAACUACACAUUGGCACAACUGCAUGGCAACUACCCAGUGGCACAGCUGCAUGGUAACUACUCAGUGGGGCAGCUGCAUGGUAAUUAUCCAGUGGCACAGCUUCAUGGUAACUACUCAGUGGGGCAGCUGCAUGGUAAUUAUCCAGUGGCACAGCUGCAUGGUAAUUAUCCAGUGGCACAGCUGCAUGGUAAUUAUCCAGUGGCACAGCUGCAUGGUAAUUAUCCAGUGGCACAGCUGCAUGGUAAUUAUCCAGUGGCACAGCUGCAUGGUAAUUAUCCAGUGACAUGUUUGCCCCCCCCCCAACUAUUUGAGCAAGGGGCCAGUGCCCCCUUCGUCCCCCUUCUCACAGCCCAAGUGUGAUGUGUUUUAGGGGGCGCCCCCCCCCCGAGCCUCCAAUGCUGUCCAAAGACGGCCCUGGGUACAUGGUUGACUUGGUAAAAGAAUCGCAGUGAUAGUUUUUGGUUUUACCAUUGACUAGCUUGUUAAGAAUAAAAUAGGUAACAAGGCAGUCAAGAAAACGUUGUAAAAAUAAAUUUAGUUUUUUGUUGUUGUUUUUUUAAAUGAUUCAUAGACAGGAGCGAUGACGCACCCCGUUGUAAGGCAAAUCUUCAACAAUUUUUGACUUGAGCAUAUUCGCCUGAAUGAUCUUUCACAUGUUCAUUCAUUUCCAGUCCGUUUCAAAGAAGAAUCAUCUUAAUCUACUAUAUAAAGCUCAAUGUGAAUGUGUGUUUUUUUGGAGUUUUUAUAUUAAUAUCUCAAAACACAAUUAUGUUACUGAUUUCAAUUUAAGUAUAGAUUUUAAUUAUUCAAAAAAAAAUAACCAAUUUUCAUUAUACGGAAUUACGUUUAGUGGCUACAACCCCUUUACAAAAAGUCUCAUUGAUGAAAUUAUUGCAGAUUACUAGUUUUAUGGUGCGAUCAUUUAUUCAAAUUGUAUUUCCAUGGUAUUAUUUUACAACGCAUUGAUACUUAUUUCUUUUCAGCCUCGUUUGAUAUCCUUUAUUGGGAUGAACAGAACAGAGCUACCUGUGUAUGCGCAGCCGAACACAAAGAUCAUGUAGAGAUCCUAUACAAACCAUCAUUUGAAAGCAGGGUCAUCGAGGUUCUUGCGAUUGCAAAAGAGUCAUCAAACUGUCAAUUCUCCCCGAAAAAUCGUUCUGAAGAUGACCCCCUUUAUGCAGAGUGCUGGCGGAACACAACUGGUAGUGUUAUCAUCAUGGUCGAGCGGAGAGGCCCUACGGCUGUGGUGAUCUGCGACAAUUUCAGCAAGGACUUUUUUUAUGAAAUCACACUCGUAACAG
Lymnaea stagnalis (great pond snail) is the source of this 3112-nucleotide messenger RNA. Lineage: Eukaryota; Metazoa; Mollusca; Gastropoda; Lymnaeidae. The record is from the annotation of a GenBank genome assembly.